CUCAGAGUUGACGUAGAAAGGAAUUUUGGACGAUCUGCAGGACGUGACGGGACUGUCGGAAUUUCAAACGCUGGCAGGUCUGUUGGGAUUGGAGAGAGAAGACGCGUCUGAGCUUGCCUCAGAGGCUCGCGCUUUCACUGGGCCCCCGGAAUCCGAGGUCUCGGAAGGUCGUGAUGGUCCUUCCCAAUCUCGGGCGACAUCGGAGGGCAGUUCUGCCACGCACGAGACCCAUGAAGCCCCUCCGUCCAGCGAAGGAGUAUAACGAGGCAAAGGCUUCGGUCAAGGAUGCGAGUGCCGACGCCGAAGAAAGUGAGGCCUAUGCAAUGUCGUAAAGCUGCCCCUCGCGUGCGGCGCGCUGAAGAGAAGAGGAUCGAGAGCCAAUAUGGAGCGGAAACGAUUCAUCUACAAAACGGGAUGACUUUGAGACUCGCUCAGCUGCUCGAGCCCGCAUGUCAGGUCGUGCAGAAGAAUCAUCUAGAAGCAAUCGGGUUUCAGCCACAGAUGAUCAAUCGGUGAAGCGGAAGAGGCAUUAGAUGUGGAGGCAUUGUCUUAUUAUGGGUUUCUUUCUUCGUUUUUCCAUUGCUUCACUUGUACAAGUAUAAUUCAUCAUCAGUGAUGUUACGUGCAUACUAGCACAGUGGUC
Messenger RNA from Laetiporus sulphureus 93-53, 643 nucleotides. RefSeq lists its product as uncharacterized. The coding region runs from base 286 to 516 and encodes 76 amino acids. Lineage: Eukaryota; Fungi; Basidiomycota; Agaricomycetes; Polyporales; Laetiporaceae. The transcript has 2 exons. The record is from RefSeq and is a predicted model, not a curated record.